GCCAUGGUAGGCUACUUUGGGUUAUGACGAUUUAAAAAAAUGAUUUGGUCGGCAUUUUCACAAAAGUAUAUCAUAUUACAAUUAAAUUUGCACGAAAAAAAAAAAAAAAACAGAACUGUAACCUAAUUUGUAGCAAAAACUGAAACCAUGUAUUAUCAGUUCAUUUGUGAUCAUCAUUGGUUUCAUACUGACGUUCACUGAUCUACUUUCGGUUGCUUUCGGAACCAAUCGGAAUUUUCACGAGGAAGCCAUGUUGAAUCAUGUUUGAAUGAACUGCUAGUUGUAAACAAAGUCCGGAGUUCAAAGACCACUCAUGCGCGACCUGAAUCCAGGACGACGAUUCAAAGUUCACAUUGAGUGUGAUCAAAAGGAAGGAAUAUGGGGGAGAAGAAGAUACUUUGCAUAGGGUUGGUGUGUUUAGAUAUCAUCAACGUUGUGGAUAAAUAUCCGGAAGAGGACACUGACAGCAGGUGUCUGUCACAGAGAUGGCAACGUGGGGGGAAUGCGUCCAACUCCUGUACGGUCCUGUCGUUACUGGGAGCCCCAUGCGCGUUUAUGGGGUCUCUGGCACCAGGACCCGUUGCUGACUUCGUCUUGAAUGACUUUCACUUGUACCAGAUUGACAUCUCUCUUCUGCUGGAGUGUCCAGGAAGCUCCUUUCCUGCCUCUAUGGUCAUCAGCAAUUUGACAACAGGCAGCCGCACUAUCCUACACAUGAACAGCUUCAUCACGGGGGACUUUAAGCGGCGUGGGGUGGACAUUUCUGGGGUGGCGUGGCAGAAGGAGGGGGAGACUCCGUGCGCUUGUUGUGUGCUUUCCCUUUCCAACGGCUCACGGACCGUUGUGCUCUCCGACACAAACCUGCCUGAUGUCACUGCUGAGGACUUUUCCCAGGUGGACCUGAGCCAGUACAGAUGGAUUCACUGGGAGGGUCGUAACGCUGAGGAGCAGGUGAAGAUGAUCAAGAGGGUGGAGGAGUUUAACCGGUCAGCCACAGAGAAGGAGAGGGUCACCAUCUCGGUGGAGAUCGAGAAGACCAGGGAGCCGCUCUACCAGCUGUUCCAGUAUGGGGACGUGGUGUUUGUCAGUAAGGAUGUAGCGAAACACUUCGGCUUCGACUCCGCUCCCAGUGCACUGAAGGGCUUGUACAGUCGAGUGAGGAAGGGAGCUGUGCUGAUCUGUGCCUGGGCAGAGAAAGGUGCCGAUGCCAUGGGUCCUGAUGGCGUAGUCGUCCACUCGGAUGCCUUCCCACCUGAGGCGCUCGUGGACACACUUGGUGCAGGCGACACUUUUAAUGCCUCGGUUAUCUACACACUCUCCAGAGGAGGGAGUCUGCAGAAGGCCCUGUCGUUCGGCUGCCAGGUUGCGGGCAGAAAAUGUGGCAUCCAUGGGUAUGAUGGCAUCGUGCCAGUCAAAGCAUGAGCGGUGUGGAUGGUGGCGUGAGAAGGACCCAAAAACGCUCUCCUCUCCAGGCCUGGACGUGGACUUAAAACCCUCAUGCCAGCAGGCUGUGGAACGGCUUUGGCCCCGUUCUGGCCCAGAUCUGGCUCUGAUCUGCACAACAUUAGGUUUGGGUGUGUGUGUGGGAGAGUGUGUAUCUGUCUUGGUUUGGCCAAAGCAAGACAGAUACACACUAUUGGCCAAAGCAACCAAACGGAAAGACUCGUCUGUUGAUAAACAACUUUGAAGCAUGAGCCUAGCAUCUGCCUAGCGCUGUGACCCCUAAUUUGAUUGGUUGAGAAUCAUUAAGGAUGAUAAACUAGUUUGAAAGCUCAAUGUUGCGUAGUUAUUCGCAUGCAUCUGUAUAGGUAAUUCUGUGUUUUUACUACUCACACUGUCUACUGGUUAUUGUUCUAAUUGCUGCUAUUUCAUUUUUUAAAAAUACAUGACCAAACACACUUUUACUAAUUGUUAGUUGUACUUGAUCUAGAUGCACUGCUGACAAAUCGAAUCAAAGUAAUAUCAGGUCUAAUUUAGACAGUGAGAAUGAUUUUUUUUCAUGUACAACUACAUGUACAUCAGACAAUAAACACAAUUC
Messenger RNA from Alosa sapidissima (American shad), 2038 nucleotides. RefSeq names its product ketohexokinase (gene khk). Lineage: Eukaryota; Metazoa; Chordata; Actinopteri; Clupeiformes; Clupeidae. The transcript has 9 exons. The record is from RefSeq and is a predicted model, not a curated record. Gene Ontology annotation, molecular function: ketohexokinase activity. Bases 379 to 1422 code for a protein of 347 amino acids. Gene Ontology annotation, biological process: fructose metabolic process.